Molecule: messenger RNA, 1395 nt
Organism: Aspergillus calidoustus
Lineage: Eukaryota; Fungi; Ascomycota; Eurotiomycetes; Eurotiales; Aspergillaceae
Source: the annotation of a GenBank genome assembly
AUGGCCUUUGCCACGAUAAACUCCGCCCCCCCAACGCGUGCUCCCCCGAAACAAAAACAAAUUCACAUUCCAGCGAUUGAAGAUGCCUUUGCCGCUGAACCCGCUCUGAAGAAACAAAUCUAUGAUGCGAUCGGCUCAACCCCUCAACACGCUCCUCUAUUUGAAGAUAUCGCCCGAUAUACCUCCAGCCUGCGAACAACGAACGCGAACAUUGCUCAACCUGUCCAAGUGCCCGUGCACGACGGACCCGCCGCCAAAAAACGCAAGAUUGAGAAUGGCGCGCUCGCCGCUGGGAGUGUUGAUGGUGGUGCGCAGUCGCUGGCCGAUCUGAAGACGCACGGAGAGCUACAAUUCUACAUGCAGGAUGUGUCCUUUGCGAUUCCGCAAAGGAAGAAAUUGAUGCUGGAGAUUACGGCGGGCAAGAAGUUUCUUCGGGCAAGGAAUCAAGCCUCGAAGGUGGUGGAGUUCGGGGUUCCUCUGGAUCGCAUUCAGCACGUAUUGUGUCUUCCAGUUCCGGAAAAGAACCAGCGGCAGUUCAACUUUUGCAUCAUCCCUCGGUAUGCUGAUGGGAUCACCACGGCACCGGAAGGUGAACCUACACCCGAGACGAUUGUUUGGAUGGUCAAUGACGGGCCUCCGAAGGCUGCAUAUUCGGGUUCCGGGCAGCAGAUUGGGAAUGGGCAAGGGGAGACGGCUGAGAAUGUGGUCCGGCGGGUGCUGAAUGAUAACUUGUCGCAAGUUCGGGUUGUACGUCCGGAUGCGCAGGAGUUUGUGAGCGCCAUGCCGGAGGCGCAUCGAAAGGGUGAGAAGGCAUAUCAUGUCAAGGCAUUCCGGGGUAGUAAAGAAGGGUACCUCUUCUUCCUGUCUACGGGAAUAUUUUUCGGCUUUAAGAAGCCGCUUCUCUUCUUUGGCUUCGAGACCGUCGAGUCAAUAUCUUACACCUCCGUUCUUCAACGUACCUUCAACCUCAACGUCACGGCGCGCGCUCUCGGCAGUGAUGAGACGCAAGAGUUCGAGUUCUCCAUGAUCGACCAGGCAGACUACGCAGGCAUCGACACCUACAUCAAGACGCACGGCCUACAGGACGCCAGUCUCGCGGAAGCUCGCCGUGCGAAGCAAUACAACAUCAACGGCGCCAAGACAGAAGAAAACGCCGAUGGGGAUGCUCAAGGCGCCGACGAGAGCGAGCUGCAAAAGGCUCAGCGUGAACUCGAAGAUCAGGAGGACGAGGAAGAAGAGGACUACGACCCAGGCAGCGAAGGUGAUAGCGACGGAAGCGGCUCCAGCAGCGAGGACGACGAUGACUCGGCGCAGGACGACGACGACGAAGAGGGGAACCUGGUGGCUAACGAGCUAGGGAGCGAAGCGGAAGACGUUCCGGAUGAUGAGUUGUAA